AUGGAGUCAGCUCAAUUCAUUGUUACUUCAGCAUCGCUUGUCGGUGCGGCCCUUAUUAUUACCUUUCAAUCAUUCUUUCGAAUGUUAAUAAUCGAUACAGUUGAUGAUACAAUAAAAGAUAAGAUGUGGUUAUUUUGUCUUAUGAACUUAACCGCCCUUAUUGCCGAAUUUUCUUCGUUUAUGAUGAUAGUGGCAUCUUCAUAUUGUUCAGAUCCAGACAAUUUUAGUUCCGAAUGUUCAAAUUGGUUUUAUAUAGCAAGGCCUACUUGUAAAAGCUUUUGUUUAGAUAAUUAUUAUGUAACAUCGUGUUAUUUAGCAGAUAGCAUUAGGUCAGCCUUUUAUAUAAUAUCCAAAACAGCUUUAUUACAUUUAGCAUUUGAAAGAUGUAAAUCCGUUUAUCAUCUGUAUAAAACAAAAGAAUUUAAAUUCUUUCACUUAAUAAUUAGUGGCUUACGCAUUUCAGAGUUAAUUCUUUUAGUAGUCAUCAACAUGUUCGAUUUUGUAAAAUGCAAAGGUGAAUAUUGCAAUCCUGAUCACACAGAGUGUCUAUUUGUUCCUGUUGUGACAAAUAUACGAGAGAUAAUUGUGCACUUUUUUCGACUUUAUUACAUUAUAUCAGAGUCUAUAUUUUAUUAUUACCUUUUUUCUAUAAUUUUGGAAACCCCUAGUAAGGAGGUAAUUCCUAAUAAAUAUAUGAAAAAGAAAAAAGAAGUUAUUUAUGAGAGAAAAAGGAGAGAAGUUAUUUAUCAGAUAUUAUUAUUCGCCUUCGACAUAAUACAACUUGCAGCAAUUGGUAUAUACCGAAUAUUACGCCUUUAUUAUAAAACCAACAACUAUUUAGAUUUAAAACCAAAUAUCUAUGCUAAUAUUUUAAGUACUGCGAUUACUAUUUCUGUAAUGACUAGAUUUGGGCUUAAUCUACCUCAAUUAGUAGUGAGUGAUGAGUAA
Messenger RNA from Dentiscutata erythropus, 948 nucleotides. The record is from the annotation of a GenBank genome assembly. NCBI's taxonomy places the organism in Eukaryota, Fungi, Glomeromycota, Glomeromycetes, Diversisporales, Gigasporaceae.